UACAUUCUAUACAAAACGCCUGAGCGGUAGUGAGUGUUAAUUUGGAAUUUAUUUAAUUAACGGUAUACGGUAAUAAAAAUGAAGUUUCUGUGGCUAAUGCUGCUAGUGAAGGACAUAUUGUGUCUUUACACACAUAAGAGUUUAUUAAAGGGUUUGACAGAUAACAACUUAUUGGCUGUCCAACAUCUUCAAGAAUAUAUUCGGAUUGAUUCAAGCAAAACGGAGAAUUAUGAUUCAGUGGUAGAGUUUUGGCAACGUUUGGCAGACGAGAUAAACCUACCGUUGAGAGUGUAUCGCCCAGCAGGUUUUCCUGUCUGUGUACUUACAUGGAUUGGAGCCAAACCUGACCUGCCCAGUAUCAUGCUGAACACACACUCUGACGUUGUUCCUGCCUACGAUUAUUUAUGGAAGUACCCACCGUUUGCGGCAGUUAUUGAUAACAACGGAGACCUCUAUGGGCGAGGGGCCCAAGACACAAAAUCCCUAGCAAUUCAACAUUUUGAGGCGAUCAAAGAGCUGAAAAACAAUAAUAUCACUUUACAGAGGACUAUUCAUCUUACGAUUUUACCAGACGAAGAAGUGGGAGGCUUUCGUGGAAUUAAGGCGUUCAUAGAAAGUGGUGAUUUUAAAAGACUUAACGUCGGUUUCGUGCUUGAUGAGGGUCUGACGGCACCUGACAACACUUAUCUUGCUACGUACUUGGACAGACGACCUUGGCAAAUAAAUAUGACAUUUUAUGGGCAAGGCGGACAUGGCUCGGAAAUUGCGGACAAAGGUGUUAUUAAGAAGCUUGACUACAUAUUGAAAUACACAUUGCAAUAUCAAAAGGAACAGAAAGAAGUAAUGGCGAGAGGGAAUAAUGCAUGGUUGGGACGAUUCACUACUAUGAAUAUCAAUAUCAUUAAGACUGGAAUAGCAACAAACAUUAUGCCGAGCCUUGUAAAUGUGGUCAUUGAUAUGAGACUGGCUACCGACGUUAGCAUCUCUGAUAUACAACAAAUGAUUGACACGUGGCAAAAUGUGACGGGUCCAGGAACAACUGUGGAGUUCCUUCGUCGUGAUGAGGUGUCGCCUGCAACGACUCUAGCCAACAACUGUUAUUGGAACGCUAUGCUGGAGGCUGCUGCGGAGUUGAAUAUCACAAUAAAACCAGUGGUGUUGGCUGCCACGUCAGACAUGGUGGUCGUUAGAAAACUUGGGAUCCCGGCCAUUGGUUUUAAUCCUAGCAUAAACACGAUUUCACGUGUACAUAAUAACGACGAAUAUGUCAACAUUGAAACAUUUAUACAGGGCAUUCAAGUUGUCAAAAAUAUUGUUAUGAAAUUGAGUAAUGUACUAGAAUAACAAUGAGUACUCAAUUUUAUUAAAACUUAAAAAAAAAACACUACAAUGUAAAGUACUUAUAAUAAUUUAGUGGCACUAAAAGCUACAAAUAAUAUUGGCCUUGGCCGCAGAUUGCAUCAUCUUUGAUCAUUUUAUGGACAAGUAGGUGAGGUGAGCCAUACAUUUGGGUUUUGAGACUUGCCGGUUUUCUCAUGAUGUUUACCUUCAGCGACGGAGAAAAUAUUAAUUGCGCUCAUAGAUAAACUUAUUCGUGCACAGCCAUGAUUUGCAUGUAGUCGUACGCUUAAACCACAAGGCCACCACAAUCUGCAACAAUAUAAUAUACAAAAGUAACGGAUACAUUGCAUAUAACUUCGGGGCAAUAUAUGGUGUUAAUAUACAUUUCAGUAGACUCUAAACAUAAUAUCAAAUAAUUAUCUGUCAACUUCAUGUGGCAGUCUCUCGAUCUCCAUUCAAAGCAUUGAAAACGUGGUGAGUUGUGAAUAAUGUAACAAACUCGUGAUUAUAUACGUUCAAGAAGUUUCAGCGUGUGACGUUUCUGAGGUAAAGACUUGAACCCUUGUACACUAAAGGACUGUCCAUCUAUGUGCACAACACCCAUACGGUGAAGUAAAAUAUCGUAAGGAAACCGACAUGCCUUAAACCCAAAAGUCUAGCGCGUGUAGAUCACCAACUUGCCUAUUAAAAAGAAAGCAAUAAUCAUGAAACAGAUAUUAAAAGUAUUAAAAACGUAAAAAAAAAUGUUAAAACGCUUGUACUAUUUGUCAGAUUAGAAAAAUAGGCUUUAUAAUAAGAGAUAUAAAUAAUGGAAUGCAGAUUGAACUGGGUUUCACAUUAUCAAUUAAUUAGCUAAUUUUCUAUGCUGUUUGGCCUGUCUAAUGUAGCGCGAAAUGUAAACUUAGUUACCCAGAGCUACUGUAGUAAAACAUAAUUCAAGUGAUUUUAUUAGAAGGAAUUUCAGCAUAAGAAAAAUUAUAUAUUGUGAAGUUGAUGUAGAUCGCUAAAUCAACAGCGCGCGGUGCUCCACUGUAAUGGGCGCCUCGUACGUGCCGCAACAUUUUUAAAAGGACUUUUUCGCAGCCGCCGCUCUCUGUUUGCCGAGCGUCGUCGGAUUUGAGAAUAGUCACGCUUUUAGCGAACAAAUGAAUUCUCUGGAACAAUUGGGAUUCGCUGAGUAAACUGUUUAGCGUCCAAUUGAGGAAAAAUUGUUACUUCCAUAAAAGGAUCUCGGAAAUAUGUAAAUUUAGACCCGAAUAUUAAAAAAUAUAUAUCUUUAAAUGUAUAUGUAUCUGAAUGAACGAUGAAACUACAUAAUUAUUUUGCUCUGAAGCGCGUCUCAAUUAUUUAUCUGAGUUUGAUUUGUGAUACAGUAGAGCUGGGGGCGGGUAGGCGUUAAUUGAAAUAAAUUGUCAUGGCAAACGGCGGCGGGACAUAAAUCAGAGUGCCGCGGGCUACGAGCUAAGUGCCUGCUACUAUACGCUACGCCGUAGCAACAUAGAUAUUAACUAUUAAAUAUUAUUUAGUUAUUGUCAAUUAUAGUCCUCAAUUACAUUCAAAAAGAGGUCUUUAAGCAACUAUCGAUUUCUUGUAAGUGAAAACACUGCUUCCCGGUUGAGGAAGGGUUUGGCUUUAUUAUCAACAAAACCUUUAUUUAUUAAAUGCCGUACACAUAACUUUUUAAUGUUAAGUAAAAAAAUGAAGCCCAUCUAUGUCACUGAUAGGUCUACGUGAAUGAUGACGCAAGACACCACGAGACGAAUUAAUUGAGCUGAAGGCGGUGAGCAGCGUCAUGUCCGAAGUGCUCGUUUGUCACCGCGCCAGGUGACGCUUUACCGACCGAGGGGUGCCACUUGCUAGGCCUCAAUCACAAUAUUUCUGGAUACGGCACUUGUUUUUAUCUUAAUUUAUUG
This is a messenger RNA of Pieris brassicae (large cabbage white), 3254 nucleotides long. RefSeq names its product aminoacylase-1A-like. The record is from RefSeq and is a predicted model, not a curated record. Gene Ontology annotation, biological process: amino acid metabolic process. The transcript is spliced from 9 exons. Bases 79 to 1344 code for a protein of 421 amino acids. Gene Ontology annotation, molecular function: aminoacylase activity. Gene Ontology annotation, cellular component: cytoplasm. NCBI's taxonomy places the organism in Eukaryota, Metazoa, Arthropoda, Insecta, Lepidoptera, Pieridae.